AUGUCGGUGUGGGACGCCUUUAGCGGCAAGAAGUCUUCCAAGCAGCAGACACCCGAGCCCUCUCAGGCUUCCUCCUCUCCAUCGAUAGGUGGCUACGCAACUGCACCUUACGACCCUACCACCGCGACAGAUGCAUCCUCCUUCCUUGGAAGCAUCACUUUACCGGACGCAUCAAAGCUACAUCCACUCGCCGGGCUGAAUCAACAGACCUUAGACUACCUUUCACUGGACGAAUCUCAACUCUCAGAUCUUCCCGGUUCCAGGUCGUUACUACCCUCGCGCGGAUGGUCGGACGAUCUAUGUUAUGGCACUGGUGUCACUUAUCUAACGGCUCUCACAAUUGGUGGCACGUGGGGCUUGAUUGAAGGACUGAACCGCGCGCCAGCCUCUGCGCCUCCCAAGCUGCGCCUGAACAGUGUCUUGAACAGUAUCACCAGACGUGGGCCUUUCCUCGGGAAUUCCGCUGGGGUGGUUGCAAUGGUCUACAACGGAUUCAACUCGACAAUAGGAUACUAUCGGGGCAAACAUGACGCUGCUAACAGCAUUGUAGCGGGCGGACUGAGCGGUAUGCUUUUCAAGAGUACGAGAGGAGUGAAACCAAUGAUGAUUUCGGGCGGUAUUGUGGCAUCGAUAGCCGGUGCUUGGGCGUUGACCCGCAAAGUUCUGUUCGAACUACCCGAUGAGCAGCCCAUGACUCUCGAGGCUACAGCCCUUUGA
Exophiala aquamarina CBS 119918 is the source of this 717-nucleotide messenger RNA. RefSeq lists its product as uncharacterized. The record is from RefSeq and is a predicted model, not a curated record. Gene Ontology annotation, cellular component: mitochondrial inner membrane; TIM23 mitochondrial import inner membrane translocase complex. The transcript has 2 exons. Gene Ontology annotation, biological process: protein import into mitochondrial matrix. The coding region runs from base 1 to 717 and encodes 238 amino acids. NCBI's taxonomy places the organism in Eukaryota, Fungi, Ascomycota, Eurotiomycetes, Chaetothyriales, Herpotrichiellaceae. Gene Ontology annotation, molecular function: transmembrane protein transporter activity.